GAGGAGGAGGAGUGAGGCUUGACUAGGUUACUGUUGCAACAUGACUAGGGGGAUGGGUGAUUUCUGAAUCAGUGUGUAUAUAAGAGUAAGCAAUAUUCAAACCUCCAGUUCCAUUAGCAAGCUGUGAUUGUGAUAUGAAGAUGCAGAAGUCUGUCUCUGUCGUUCCUCUGCUGUUGCUCCUCUGUCUGUCUGGGGUAGGGGUCACCAAAGGUCAAGGUGUAGAGGUCACUAAAGCUAAAGCUGUAGAUUUCAAGACAGAAUUCGAGGUCAAAACACCAGCAGACGGAAAGACAGAUGGACAGAGAGACUCUGAGCCGGACCUCUGGGCUGAGCUGAGAGCGCUGAGAGACAUGGUGGUGGAACAGAGAGUGGAAAAAAGAGUGGAAAAGAGUGAGGCUGUCACGCAAAGUCAACUGGAGGAGGUGAAGACACAGAAUUCAGAUCUCCAGGCUCAAAGCGUCAGUCCACCAGCUGAACUCUCAGUCAGACUGGUGAAUGGGACCACUUCCUGUUCUGGGACAGUGGAAGUCUUCUACAGAGGAGAGUGGUCAGGUGUAUGUACUGGGUGGUGGAGCAUGAGAGAUGUUAUGGUUGUGUGUAGAGAGCUGCACUGUGGGGAUGCUGUAGCUGUAUCUACAGGAGGUCUGGUUGAAGACGGAAGACGAGGAGUCUCCAUAAAGAGUUGCAGGGGACAUGAGUCUACUAUUACAGAGUGUGGCUUCAGAGAAGGAGGACCUGGUUACUGUGAUGGUAGAAAUUAUCAUUAUGUGAUCUGUUCAGAUCUCCAGGCUCAAAGCGUCAGUCCACCAGCUGAAGACUCAGUCAGACUGGUGAAUGGGACCACUUCCUGUUCUGGGACAGUGGAAGUCUUCUCCAGAGGAGAGUGGUUCGGUCUAUGUCCUGGGUGGUGGGGCAUGAAAGAGGCUAAGGUUGUGUGUAGAGAGCUGGACUGUGGGAAUUUUGUAGAUGUAUCUAGAGGACCUCUGGUCGAAGAUGGAAGAACAAUAUAUGUCAGCUGCAGUUUAUAUGGAGAUGAGUCUAUUGGACAAUGUUACAAAAAUGAAGGAAGUAAAAACUGUAAUGGUGGAUAUUAUCAUCAUGUGACCUGUUCAGAGUCUGUGCGGCUUGUGGGUGGAGCUGGUCUCUGCUCUGGGAGAGUGGAGGUGAAGUCCAAUCAGUCCUGGGCCUCAGUGUGUGAAGCUGACUUUGACUGGCGAGAUGCAGAGGUAGUCUGUGGGGAGCUUGGCUGUGGGGCUCCUGCAGCUCUACAGGGGGGGCUCUAUGGAGAAGGUAAGGGUCAGACCUGGGAUAAAGAGUUCCAGUGUAAAGGCAAAGAGUCCCUUCUCCUGGACUGUGACACCUCAGACAGAGAAAACAACACCUGUCUACCUGGUAAUGCUGUUGGACUCACCUGCUCAGAGCCUGAUGAUGUGAGGCUGGUGGGAGGAGGCAGUCGCUAUGCUGGUGGAGUGGAGCGGUACGACCAGGGAGAGUGGAAGAUUGUGGGAGCUGAAGACUGGAACCAGGAGGCUACAGCUGCAGUAGUGUGUAGACAGCUGGGUUGUGGCUCCACUGUUUCAGUUCUACCUGGAAACACCACUGGAGUGUAUGGAGUUUCCUGUUAUGGGUCAGAGUCUGCGCUGAGGGAGUGUUCCAGAACGUCUGGUCGCCUUUCUGGAUUCACAGUGAUCUGCUCAGCCCCUCCCCAUCCCAAGUAGGGUUGUCAUCCCAGUGACCGGCAGACCCCCCCGUCCCCCCGGAUCCCAGGGCCCCUGAGAGACUGGGACCCAUCCUUUGAAAAGACCCCACUGUGAAACACACAGAACAGAAGCAGAUCAGCAGACAAAAGCAUUUCCAUCACCCUCACAUCGAUUAGCAUUAUUCUACAGCUAUAAAAAAUAUAUAUAAAUAAAAUGUCCUGCUUAUCUUAAUUUCCAUAAUUAACAAAUAAUAUGCGUAAUAAUGUAGGCAGUUCCUGCCAUGUUAUGUUGUCAGUAAUAUAUAGAUAAUGAUGUUAUUGAUUAUAAAUGUUAUGCUAUUGAUUAUGAUGUAGAUUGUUAUGUUGUUAGUAGUAUAUAGAUAAUGAUGUUAUUGAUUAUAAAUGUUAUGAUAUUGAUUAUGAUGUAGAUUGUUAUGUUGUUAGUAGUAUAUAGAUAAUGAUGUUAUUGAUUAUAAAUGUUAUGCUAUUGAUUAUGAUGUAGAUUGUUAUGUUGUUAGUAGAAUAUAGAUAAUGAUGUUAUUGAUUAUAAAUGUUAUGCUAUUGAUUAUGAUGUAGAUUGUUAUGUUGUUAGUAGUAUAUAGAUAAUGAUGUUAUUGAUUAUAAAUGUUAUGAUAUUGAUUAUGAUGUAGAUUGUUAUGUUGUUAGUAGAAUAUAGAUAAUGAUGUUAUUGAUUAUAAAUGUUAUGAUAUUGAUUAUGAUGUAGAUUAUUGUUAUGAUGUUGUUAGUAGAAUAUAGAUAAUGAUGUUAUUGAUUAUAAAUGUUAUGCUAUUGAUUAUGAUGUAGAUUGUUAUGUUGUUAGUAGAAUAUAGAUAAUGAUGUUAUUGAUUAUAAAUGUUAUGAUAUUGAUUAUGAUGUAGAUUAUUGUUAUGAUGUUGUUAGUAGAAUAUAGAUAAUGAUGUUAUUGAUUAUAAAUGUUAUGAUAUUGAUUAUUAUGUAGAUUAUUGUUAUGAUGUUGUUAGUAGUAUAUAGAUAAUGAUGUUAUUGAUUAUAAAUGUUGUAAUAUUGAUUAUGAUGCAGAUUGUUAUGAUGUUAGUAGUAUAUAGAACAUGAUGCUAUUCUCUUAUGAUCUGUGUGUUACAGAGAAAGUAUAGUAUUUAGUGCAGGUCUGAUAUACAUUAGAUUGUGUGGAUAUGUUCCAGAUAAAGACCUGUUGUUCUCUAAACUGCCAUGUAAUCAACUGAAUGCUUUUAAUAAACUCCCAGGCUGUCA
Molecule: messenger RNA, 2929 nt
Organism: Salmo salar (Atlantic salmon)
Lineage: Eukaryota; Metazoa; Chordata; Actinopteri; Salmoniformes; Salmonidae
Product: CD5 antigen-like
Biological process (GO): zymogen activation
Cellular component (GO): plasma membrane
Molecular function (GO): serine-type endopeptidase activity
Source: RefSeq, a predicted model, not a curated record